AUGGGAUAUAAGAUAUAUUCUAACUCUGACUUAGUUCAAACAGUAACAUGGGCAAACUAUGAAUGGUUCGCUUUAAGAAACUCAGUACAACCACAAGCUAGAGAACAAACAGACCAGUAUGCAACUAUUGAGAAAAUAAGAAGACUUGACCCUAACGUUCCAGGAGUUUAUGUUAACCUUUCUGGUUCAGAUGGAACUGCUGCCACUAAAGUAAAACUGAAACUUAGAGUUCCUUUGUCAUCUUUCCUCAUCUUCAGGUUUUUAAGAUACUUGCCAAACUGGGCAGGAAAAAUUUCUAUCGAACUUACUCCAAGCAAAAAUAACUUAGUCAUUGCACCAACACAAGACCCAUUCACUCUUACAGACGUAAAGGGAACAAAUAAAACGUCAUUCGCCGAAUUUUGCAAAGACAAAGUUGACUUAGACUUUGGUUUCUCAAACCUCAACACUGAAGUAAACUAUUAUUUCAAUGCUGCUGGAGAUGCUUGGGACCCAGUUAAGUUCACAUGCGAAAAAUUUGAAUGCAAGAGAAUAGAAAGCAGACUUGCAGUCUAUAUGUUGGACCCAGAUAUUUCAAAUGCUUUAGCUGCCAAAUAUAUUGCAGUUCCACUUAUGUUCCCUAUACACCAAAUAUCUGUCAAAGACUUUGCAGGUGAAGUUGGAAACCAAAGUGCUGACCCAGGUGCAAGAACAGAUAUUGCCUUAACAACUGCAAUGAAACAUGCAGAUACUAUGUUUGUUCUUUUCAGACGAACUAUAAAUGACUAUUCUUGUUUCUACAACCCUGGUAUUAAAUAUCAUAUAAACAUAGAUGGCAAAUAUUAUCCAAGAGAAGAAUAUUCUACAGUUGAGGAUAUGAGGUCAUACAACUUGACAUUAGAUGCUAUGAACUUUAACAACAACUUCACAACAACCAUUAACCCUGAAAUGCAAAGUUCUAUUAUGCCAUAU
Trichomonas vaginalis G3 is the source of this 951-nucleotide messenger RNA. Its product is annotated as protein of unknown function, DUF4106 family. Lineage: Eukaryota; Parabasalia; Trichomonadida; Trichomonadidae. The transcript has a single exon. The record is from RefSeq and is a predicted model, not a curated record. The annotation marks the transcript as partial.